ACGUCAGUGCUCUGCUAGCCAGCACCAAGCUCGAUGGAAAUGUUUGUUCAAAUGCACUGAACGCUUCAAGCGCUAGAGUGCAACCUGUGGCCAGGCUAGUUGGGAGCUAAAGGCGUCUUUCCUUCCCCUCUCAGCAUCGAGUGGGGUUCUGCAGCUUCCCCCUUGUUCCUGCCCAGUGCAGAACCACCCGCCCCGUCCAAAGCGGCGUCUCCGUCUGCCUCUCAUCCCCCGACCAGACAAAGCUCUUCAGCUCCAGUGCUCAUCCUCCAGCAGUGACAGGAGUUUCCCCCCUUCUCUCUCUCUCUCUGCAGUGACUAACACUCAGGGCUGAACCCAGCUCGCAGCCGCUAGAUUCCGGUUUCAUUUCUGCACCGCGAGUUGGUGAGAAACGGGGAGCCCGCCAGAAAGCCCAAAUCCAACUCUGUCAGUGAACUGAUCCAGUGCCUUUUCGUGGUUAUUGGCAUGUCCUCAUCGCAAACUUCUAUAUUCCAUUCAGGCCAUCAUUUGAGCCCAAAUCAAAGGUAAUCAGAUGAUAUGAAGCUCUGUGGGGAUAAAUUAAUAGAGGAGGAGCGGAGGGUGAUAGCUAACAACCGUGAAUAUAACGAAAAGUUUCAAUAUGCUAAUAACCGCAUCAAAACCUCAAAGUACAAUGUUAUCACAUUUCUGCCUAUCAACUUGUUUGAGCAGUUCCAACGAGUUGCCAACGCAUAUUUUCUGUUCCUGCUGCUUUUACAGCUGAUUCCUCAUAUUUCUUCACUAUCCUGGUUUACCACAAUAGUGCCUUUAGUGCUGGUAUUAACCAUCACUGCAGUCAAAGAUGCUACAGAUGAUUUUUUUCGCUAUAAGAGUGAUAAUCAGGUCAACAACCGAUCCUCUCAGGUGCUCAUUGAUGGCAAGCUACAGAAUGAGAAAUGGAUGAAUGUCCGGGUAGGAGACGUAAUCAAAUUGGAAAACAAUCAAUUUGUGGCUGCUGAUCUGUUGCUGCUGUCAAGUAGCGAACCACAUGGUCUUGGUUAUGUUGAGACAGCAGAGCUUGAUGGAGAAACCAACUUGAAAGUUCGACAAGCACUGCCCAUAACUUCAGAGCUUGGUGCAGAUAUGUGUAGGUUGGCAGAAUUUAACGGGGAAAUCAUUUGCGAGCCUCCAAAUAAUAAAUUGGACAAAUUCACUGGGACACUAUUUUGGAACGAUAAGAAGUAUUCCCUAGAUAAUGAAAAGAUGCUGCUUCGAGGCUGUGUGCUGCGGAACACGGAGUGGUGCUUUGGCCUGGUAAUCUUUGCAGGGCCUGAUACCAAGCUAAUGCAGAACAGUGGCCGAACCAAAUUCAAACGAACGAGUAUAGACCGACUGAUGAAUACUUUGGUACUAUGGAUCUUUGGCUUUCUUGUGUGUAUGGGAAUCAUUCUGGGAAUUGGAAAUUCCAUCUGGGAAAGUGAAGUUGGAUACCAUUUUCAUAUCUACCUGCCCUGGAACAAGUGGAUGAACAAUGCGAUUUUUUCGGGAUUUCUAAGUUUCUGGUCAUACAUAAUUAUCCUGAACACAGUUGUGCCGAUCUCACUGUAUGUCAGUGUUGAGGUCAUUCGACUUGGGCAUAGUUACUUCAUCAACUGGGACCGAAGGAUGUAUUAUGCCAAGAAAAACACAUCAGCUGAGGCACGAACCACAACACUCAAUGAAGAGCUGGGGCAAAUAGAGUACAUAUUUUCUGACAAAACAGGAACUCUUACGCAGAACAUAAUGAUUUUCAACAAAUGCUCAAUUAAUGGGAAAGCUUAUGGAGAUGCUUAUGAUGAACUGGGACAUAAAAUUGAAAUAUCUGAGAAAACGCUCCCUGUGGAUUUUUCAUUCAAUACGUUAGCAGAUCCGAAGUUUAAGUUUUAUGAUGCGAGUCUAGUGGAAGCAACAAAACUGGGGGAUUCAUCUGUGCACGAGUUUUUCAGGUUGCUUUCACUCUGCCAUACAGUGAUGUCGGAGGAGAAAAAUGAAGGAGAGCUUGUUUAUCAAGCCCAGUCACCUGAUGAAGGAGCCUUGGUCACAGCUGCAAGAAACUUUGGUUUUGUUUUUCGAUCCCGCACCCCAGAGACCAUCACAGUGAAUGAGAUGAGCCAGCCUGUUGUAUACCAAUUGCUGGCCAUUUUGGAUUUCAACAAUGUGCGAAAGAGGAUGUCAGUGAUUGUUCGGAAUCCUGAAGGACAAAUAAGACUUUACUCAAAGGGAGCUGAUACAAUUUUGUUUGAAAGACUUCAUCCAUCUAAUGAAGACCUGAUGUGUGUCACCUCAGACCAUCUCAGUGAAUUUGCAGGCGAAGGUCUACGGACAUUAGUGCUCGCCUACAAAGAUCUGGAUGAAGCUUACUUUAAUAAGUGGCAGAUAAGACACCAUAAUGCCAGCACUGCUCUUGAAAACCGAGAUGAACAGCUUUCUGCCUUGUAUGAAGAGAUUGAACAGGACCUGAUGUUGCUAGGUGCCACUGCUGUAGAAGACAAAUUACAAGAAGGGGUUUCUGACACGAUUGCCAACCUAACCCUGGCCAAUAUCAAGGUUUGGGUACUUACUGGAGAUAAGCAAGAGACUGCAAUGAAUAUUGGAUACUCUUGCAACAUUUUAACAGAUGACAUGAAUGAAAUUUUCAUUGUGUCAGGCUACACUGUACUUGAAGUCCGUGAACAACUCCGGAAAGCGACACAGCAAAUGAUGGGAACGUCUAUUUGCAAUGGACAUGCUGUCUCUGAAAAGAAUGGAACUUUGAAGUUAGAAUCGGUGAUUGAAGAGACUGUUAUGGGAGACUAUGCGUUGGUUAUUAAUGGACACAGUUUGGCGCAUGCACUCGAGGCAGACAUGCAGCGUGAGUUCCUGGACUUGGCGAGCAUGUGCAGAACUGUAAUUUGCUGUCGAGUCACACCGUUACAGAAAGCCCAAGUCGUUGAGCUUGUCAAAACGUACAAGAAAGCUGUCACGCUGGCUAUAGGUGAUGGAGCAAAUGAUGUCAGCAUGAUUAAAAAUGCGCAUAUUGGAGUUGGGAUCAGUGGCCAGGAAGGCAUGCAGGCUGUUCUAGCCAGUGACUAUUCAUUUGGACAAUUCAGAUACCUUCAGCGACUUUUGUUGGUCCACGGGAGAUGGUCCUAUUUGAGAAUGUGCAAGUUCCUCUAUUACUUUUUCUACAAGAAUUUUGCAUUCACUCUUGUACACUUCUGGUUUGGUUUCUUCUGUGGAUUCUCUGCACAGACUGUUUAUGAUCAGUGGUUUAUUACCUUGUACAACAUAGUUUACACUUCUCUUCCUGUUCUGGCCAUGGGCAUAUUUGAUCAGGAUGUCAAUGAACAGAAAAGUUUGGAAUACACAAGACUGUAUGAACCAGGACAACUUAACCUAUUGUUCAAUAAGCGGGAGUUCUUCAUCUGCAUAGUCCAAGGAGUCUACACCUCCAUUGUUCUUUUCUUUAUUCCAUACGGUGCAUUUUGUGACACUACAAGAGAUGAUGGGACACAUCUUUCUGAUUAUCAGUCAUUUGCUGUUACUGUGGCAACAUCUUUGGUGAUUGUGGUUAGUGUGCAAAUUGGGCUUGACACUAGCUACUGGACCGCAGUGAAUCACUUCUUCAUAUGGGGGAGCGUGGCUGUCUAUUUCUCCAUCUUAUUCGCCAUGCACAGUAAUGGAUUGUUCUCAAUAUUCCCAGGCCAGUUUCCUUUUGUAGGAAAUGCUCGGAAUUCCCUGGCCCAUCUCACCGUGUGGCUUGUCAUAAUUGUGACCACCGUACUAUGCAUCGUGCCAGUAGUUGCAAUCAGGUUCCUGAUGGUAGAUUUGAAACCAACCUUGAGUGACAAGGUACGAUACAUGCAACGCAUCAGGAGAAAACAGAAGCCAGUGCAGCACCGUAUGCGGCGUGUAAACCGUACGAGCUCAAGAAGGUCUGGCUACGCAUUUGCUCAUCAAGAGGGCUUUGGUGAACUCAUUACCUCUGGAAGGAACAUGCGCUUCAAUAAAACAUCGACGACGGCAACUGGGAGGUCAAUGCCAAGCAGCACCAGUUGGAUUGAAACUUUACGAAAGAAAACAACAGACACCGUAAAUAGCUUUGGCAGCGACAAGAAUAUAAAACAGUAGAGCAGCAGCUAUUUGGAAGGAACGAUGCCUUUCCUUGUUUUAAACUUGGCCGUAGUUUGUACUGUGCUGCAUGUCUGCGAAGCUCGAAUCACCACUGGCUGAAGAGUCACCAAGUGAUGAACUCUUGUUUCAGAGCGGUCACACGUGAAUUUUUCGUGCAAUGCUGGACAACCAUGAUGGAGUCCUCAUUGCCAGGUGGCAAAUGUUAACAAGAAUUGAGUUCAAAUUUACAAUUUGUGUAAAUGUGACAAAAAUGUCAGCUCAAUUGAAAUUGAGUGUUUUGAGGCACUUGUCAGUAUAUCAGCUGACGUUCCCGUUACAAAACAAGUUUUUAUUUCUAAGCUGUAAAUAUUUUUUAGCUUUUGAAAACAUUUUUGUAAUGCAAGAGAGCAACAGUUGCAUCAUGACAUGCUGCUCAACUUAAAAGGACGUAUAUAAAUAAGAUUACAGAAAAUUGGCAGAGCAACAUAUCUAAUAUAAUUCAUUUCAUUCACUAUAGGGACCCAAUUAUAUUCUAUUCUGUCUAAGAAUGUUACACUGUGGUCCUGUAGCUAUGACCUCAUUUGAGGAGUUAGUGCCUUUGAGUUUCCUUGCACGAGGAACAACUUUAUUUGAAUGUAUGUAUGUAUGUAUGUAUGGUUCUGAAAACUACACAUUGCAUUUACAAACACUUCAUGCUUUAAUGGUUCGGUUUAACUUCACUUCUGAUUGUAUUUCUGCAGUGAAGUACAACUGCUAACCUUAUCAGAAUCGUUACCUUUGCAAUAUGUUUUCUACAAGAUAUUUGCUCUUCAUACAGUUACUCUUUAUAUAUCAAUGUAUUCGCACUAUUUUUCCAAGAGGGAACAUCAAACAGACAAAGUCUGUUUUAAGACUUGUGGACAUAGUAAACACAUCAUUUGGUUUCAGCUUUGUUCAAAUGUGUCUUUAGUCCCAGACUUUUGGCCACUUCUAUCUCCCAGCAACCAUUCAUUGUUUGGCUCUUCAUAAAGUCAGAUUUCCCCAUUUUAUUAGGAUUUUCAUGUACAUGUCUUAGUUGCCUCAUUUUCUCCAAUUACAGCAUUGUCAACACUUCAAAAGUAUUUCACCGGUUAUGAAAAGCUGUCUUGAUGUCAUAAAAGGCAUUGUGUGAAUGCAGUUAUUUCUUUGUAGAGAAGGAGCCCAUUUUGGUAAUUUAGUUUCCUACAGUAGUAUUGAACUUCAGCAAGCAUCGUUAAAAUAUCUUCUGUCUUUAGUAUUACUGCUUAUUUAUAUUUGUUAUAUUAAAACUGGGCCAUACCCCUAGAAUCCAACAGUACUGUACCCGUACACUUAUGGUUUAAGUGAAGGCAGACAUACCAUGCAAUACAGCUGUGCAUUUUCAGUGGACAAGGUAAUAAACAAGAAGACUGUACCCCAUCUCUCCCAAUUUCCAUACAACGGAAAAUCUAGCCUCUGAUGUGCUCCCCAUCUUCCCCUAGCAACCCCCAACCUAACAGCAAAGGGUUAUUCCUAACUCAGCAUUUGCAACCUUCUGUUGCCUUACUGAACAAAAUGGUCCCCUGAGCCCUUCCAUAGGGAGCAUCAAUCUGACCUUUCAGUCCCAUUCCGAGGUCAAAUGAUCGCUAUCCUAUUGAAAACAACUUCAGUCUUUUCUCUAAGGAUGAAUAAUCAUUUCUUAUCAUUCCAUUCACAGGUGUGGCCUUCCCUGACCCCAGUCCCAUUCAAACUCUUGAACAAAUAUGCCAUUGCCAAGAACUGCAGAGUGCUUCAUUGUCCUCUAUCCCUCUCUGCCAUUGUGCUCUUUUCCUUCAUUCCUUUUCCUGCACCCUCAUUCUUUCCCUUUUCCUUCCAUCUCCUCUGAUCUACUUCCAGUUGUCUCAUUCCCUUCUAAUUUGAUUGACAUGAAUACUAAUCUUACUCUUGACAUCACAUAUUGGCCAUUGCAUUUGACCUGCCACAUUCCAUCUGAAGUGCAAUAUUGCCCUCAGUCAGUGUCCAGAUUGUGCUUCCUUUUUUUUUCUGUUGUGCUAAUCAUUGUAGUUACAUUACUGGAUUAGUGAUCCCGAGGUCUGAAUGAAUGACUUGAAGACAAGUUCAAAUUACACCAUGGCACUGGGGAGUUUGAAUUCAGUUAAUAAAUAAAACUGGAAUUAAAAAAUGCCAAUGUAAGUGUUGUGGCCAUGAAAACUACCAGAUUGUCAUUUUUAAAAUCAAUUGAUGGCCUUGAGGGAAGGAUACCUAUUGUCCUGCCUGGGUCUGGCUUAUAUGUAACUCCUUGCCAGCAGCAAUGUGGCUAACUCUUAACUAUUGUCUGCAGUGGCCAAGCAAGUUAAUUAAUUGUAUUCAAGAGAGUGCUUCACCACUGCCAUCUGUAGUGCAAUUAGGAAUGGGCAAUACUCCUGAAACAUGCCUCUUGGACAGGUACCAUGAGCACAAUCCUCCACCGACAAGAGACAUGGUGAAGGGGAAGUAGUUGGGCACAUUGACCUGGAGAGAAACUCACCCACUUUGUGUCACCUCACUUACUAAGUUUAGGGUGAGAAGGUCCACUGAGAGUCUUCUUAACCAGUCACCCAUUUAGGCUAGUAAGUAGUCAAUUAAUCAAGUUUAAUCUCACCACCGACAUGAUUACCUGACAAGCGAGAAAGGUGACUAAUCUUCCCUCCUCGAAACCAUAUUAACCUGCGUGCCAGGUUUGUGUGGGCAGGGGAAGCAUUCUCCCAUUGCCUCAAGCAUCUGAAAGCUACCAACUGCCUUCGCCUCCAACCUCCCAUUCCCCAUGGUCUCCAUGUGAGUUACUUAGACCAUUUUUAGAACCUAGAAGCUGCUAGUUAUCUGGAUGUCAGUGUUGGGACCUCUAUUAGGCCAAGAAUCCCACCCACAUUUACCUGUGAGCUCUUAAUGACCUGAUUAGGCUGGUACAGUGGCUCAGUGGUUAGCUUUGUUGUCUCUCAGUGCCAGGGACUGGUGUGAUUCCAGCUUCAGGUGACUCUCUGUGUGGAGCUUGCACGUUGUGAUAGUGUCUGUGUGUGGGUUUCCUUCAGGUGCUCUAGUUUCCUUCCACAGUCCAAAGAUGUGCAGGUGAGGUGGAUCGGCCAUGCUAAAUUGCCCAUAGUGUUCAGGGAUGUGUAGGUUAGAUGGGUUAUCCAUGGGAAAUAUGGAGUUCUGGGGGUAGGGGGCUGGGUUUGGGUGGCAUGCUCUUCAGAGGAUCAGUGCAGCCUUAAUUGGACAAAUGGCCUCUUGCUGCACUUAGGUAUUCUAUGAUUGACAGGUGAUUAGAUGAGGUAUUUCAAUGGUGGGGGUGCACACUACACUCAACAAAAAAAAGGGAAACCUCUGCCUGAAAUCUUAAAUGUUCAUGCUAGAGCUGUUUUACCCUUUAAAUUGUACCAACACAGGUACAAUUUAAUAAUCUAAGAAAGAAAAAUGCCUCUCAAAACUCAUUAUGUAGAAAAGAUUUCACUCCUCUGAGUCCAAGAAUAAGCAUCAAGAUCUUGUGGUUGAAGCCGUUAUGAAAACAUAAGAAAUAAGAACAGGAGCGGGGCCUUUGGCCCAUCAAGCCUAUCCUGUCAUUCAACACGAUCAUGAUUGAUCUGUGGUAGGCAUCAAAUAUCAUGCCAGCUCCUGAUAGCCCUCAGGAGCUGGCAUGAUAUAGCCCUGAUAUUUCGUAAGUCUAGCUGCCUCCUCUUUAAAGACGUUCAGUCAGCAAACUGCCCUCCCCACCCCAGCACCCCCACCCCAACUCUCUGGAGCAGAGAAUUCUAGAUAUUCACAAUCCUGUAGAAGAAAAACAUUCUUUCUCACCCCUUAUUCUAUAACUAUGUCCUCAUACCUCGAAUUUCUCCCCAUUAGUGAAAACAUCUUUUCAAUAUUUACCCUCUUUCAACCCCUCAGAAUCUUGUACAUUUCAACAAGAUCAGCCAUCGUUCUUUUAAACUCUAAUCAAUAAAGGCCUAGUCUGUUUAGCUAUUCUUGAUAGGGCAAUCACUUUGUCCCAAGAAUUAGCUUAAUGAAUUGUCUCUAAAAUCAGCACAUCCUUUCUUAAAUGUGGGGGCCAAAACUGUACACAGUACUCGAGAUGUGGCUUCACCAACAUACUGUAUAUUUGUAAUAAGAUAUCCUUAUUUUAACUCUAACUCCACCCUUCCAGCCAACCAAUACUGCCAUAUUCCAACACCCGAGCAAUGAAGGCCAUUAUUUAAUUUGCCUACUGAAUUACUUGCCCUACUUGUAACUUACAAUGUUUCAUGCACAAGAACACAAAGAUCCCUCUGCCUUUCACUUUUUUGGAACUUCUCUAGUUAAAUAUUAGACUGCCAUUUGAUUCCUAUCAAAGUGCACACUUUACAUUUUCCUACAUUAAACUCCAUCUGCCAAGCUUUAUCUAUUUUCUCUAUCUGUAUCCUCUUGCAGAUUUCUUAUGACAUCUUCAUAACAUGCACUGCCACUUAUUUUUGCAUCAUCGUCAAAUUUACACUCUGCCCCUCUUCCAGGUUAUUAAUUCAGAUGAGAAAUAAUUGACUGAUCCUGUCUUUCCAACCUGAAAAAUGAUUCAUUAAUCCUAACUCCUUAAUCGGUAUGUUAACCAAUCCUCAAUCCAUGCCAAUACGCUACCCUCAAUAUGGUAAGCUCCUUUCCUGUACAAUAACCUUUUCUGUGGCACCUUAUUAAAUGCCUUUUGAAAUUCUAAAUUCACUUCAUCUACCAGUUCCCCUUCAUCAACUCUGCUUGUUAUAUCCUCGAAGAACUCAAGUAGAUUUGUCAAACAUGAUUUCCCUUUCACAAAACUAUUUUGACUCUGUUUGCAUUUGGGAAUAUCCUGCUUCUUUUUGUUUAAUAAUGAGUAAUCAUCAAUGGAAGUGAGGCUAACUGGUCUAUAAUUUCCUACUUUCUGCAUCCCUUCUUGAACAGGGUCAUCGCAUUGAUGUUUUUCCAGCCAGAACCCACCCAGAAUCCAAUGGGUUCAGGAAUGUUUCAACAAAUUCCUCAACUAUCUCUGCAGCCACUUUCUUCAAAUUCUUUGGAUAUAGGUCGUCAGAUCCUGGUGAUUGGCUACCUUCAUGUCCAUUUGCUAUGUCAGGAAGUUUAUAUUUAGUCAGCUUAAAUGCUUCAAUUUUGCUGUCAUUCCUUUAAACCAAUAUUUAGUUACACAUCUCCAAAUAUCUUAUUUUCAUGCUUGGUCAAUUUUGUGGGUUUUUCGGGAAUCGAAGCUACUUUAAAUGGCCCAAGAAUGGGACUGUACAAAAUGUACUGAUACUUGGCAUUGAAUUCCUUUAUACUCCUCCUAAAGCAGACAAAGUUUGGGAAACAUCCACUAUGUGAUGAUAAACCAAAGUCUGCUGAAUGAGAAACCAUAUGAAUAUACGGAGAGAGGAUUCCCAGAUAGCAAUUAGGUGUACUGUUAAACUCAAUGAAACAUUAAAUUUAACCAAUGUAUGAGAAGUCCCUGUUGAGAGCCAACUGUCUCACUCUUGUUUCUGAUCACAGUGGCCUCUCUUUGUGGCCACUCUCCCAAAAGGUAAUUAUUUGAGACUUGGUCCCAAAGAUGUUGGGUAUCCUCCCAUCUGCAGCCAUGGCUUUCAUAGUGGCUUUACCAUGUGUGAGAGCUGCCUGCCUCCAAACAGCCUGAUUGGAGGAAGAUAUGGUGGGCUAUGCUCUAAACAGACAGGUCAGGUGGCAGGUCACCAUCUUCCCAGCAAGCAAGGGAGAUGCCCAAUGAAAACAGCCUUGGUGUCUCUUCUCAAUUUGUUUCUCAUGUUUUUCUAAGCUGUGAAUGUUGCAAUGCAAGUGUUUGGUACUUUGAGUCACUGCUGCACCUAAAACAUCAAAUUCUAACUCAGGAUAGAGCCCUCUGUCAUUGUACUUCAGCCAGUUUAACAACGAUUUGGGGUUGUUAGUUCCAUUUCAUUUUGUGUUCCUUGAAGCGAAUGAAAUGACUGUUCCAGUAACUGUUACCCCGACCUUUGAUCUAGCACGUAUGAUCUCAAAGCCUAUGAAGAUGGUCUUAAUUUAUUGUAGUAACAUGAAGCAACAACUUGAGAUGCUGAAAUAAUAUCUUUAAUUUCCAACAACCUCAUCCUAUUCACUUAGAAAACUAUAGCAAGGGUUCAGAAUUGUGUUAGAAAUGCAAUCAGCUUGUCAUGUUUGGGACUCUCUUUUAAUUCAGGAUAAAAUGAAGGAAUGAAAGAAGUGAUGUGACGUGCUGAAUUCUGCUGACACAAAAUGCAGAUGGCCUUUUUUUUAACGGUUCUCGAGAGAUAGGGCAAGUUUUACUGGGAAGCAGGUGCAAGAUAUCUAUAGUUGGAGUCAAUGGAAGAAGCAUGCCCAUUAGUCGGUUAGCUGAAGUGGUUCGAGCGAGGUGCUAAUAAGGCCAGUGUCAUGAGUUCAAUCCCCACACUGUCAAACCUGCUGGCUUUCCCUUGAGAAGUUAAUCCUUUGCAGGCCCCCUUGCGGUGAUGCGGUAGUGUCCUUACACCUGGAUUGAGAGGCCUGGCUUUCAGUCCCACCUGCUGUAGGGGUUUGUAAUAAUAUUUCUGAACAGGUUGAUGCAAAAAAUAUGUUUUACAUUUUUAUGAAUAAUGGAAAAUGCACACAUGGUAGCAGCAGACAGAUGGUUAGCUUUGUGGAGGACAUCAGUUUGUAAAUGAUUAUACUUUACACUGGCUUACUUAAUUCUGAGAUAGAAUACAUUUGGGAGUCUAAAGGUUAUCUAAUUAGCAUUCUACCUGGGUACAAAGGCCAUGUGAUUCACAUUGCCAUGAAGAUGGGUUUUGAGAGAGGGUGGUUGCAUAGAUAGCAUUUCAAGAUAAAAUUACAAGAUUCUCCUAAAAGAUAUCCCUGAAUUUCACAGACUGAUUAGUAUACCAGGAUCUAAGAGAAAGGAGCAGAUAGAAGCAGCAAGUCUCUGUUGUUUACUAUGUACAAAUGUGGAUUAAAAAGACCAAAUUUGUAAUAAUUUACAUUUCUUUUAAAAAUCUUGAACUGGAGAAAGGAUUUCCAGGAAGAACUUUCAUUGCAAAUGAUAGGUCUUGGAUUGAAAAUUACCAGACUGGGUGAGGAAAUGAACGAAAAAGUAAACCCUCAGAAACUAAGAAUCAUCUUGGACUGUUUCCAAGAGAAUUGAAUGUCUACUUACGGAAUACUGAAAAAUAUAACCGUGAAGUGACCUUUCAGUUAUGUUGAAAGUAAAAGGGGAAAGUUGUGUUCUAUGGUUUAAGGUAUAAGUUGCACACUGAGACAGUGUUUAGUCAAUGUUACCUUUGGUUGGUAUAUUACACUAAAUGUUUUCAAAUAUAUACUCUUAUUAUAUCACGCUUUCAGCUAUUCACUGGAAAUUUCAGUUUCUUUUUAAGUUAUCAGUCUCAAUCGUAACAAUGCCAAGGAAAUACCAAAUUUCUGAUGCUGGAAUAUUCACCAAGAAACAAAAAGCAGCUUUUGAUUUUUAUAACUCUUCUACAAAGGAUUCAGGUUUGACCAGUGUUGCAAUUGAUGUAAAUUUGGCAAUCUUUGCAUACAACAAGGUCAUAGUAAUGAGAAACAAAGUAGAUAAUUUGCUUUGAUGCUAUUGAUUGGGGAAUAAAUGCUGAAUAGGACACCAAAGAACUCCCUGCUUUUCUCAGAACAGUGUCAGACAUUUUUUAAUGUCUAUCUGCAAGCGCAGAUGAGACCUUGAUCCAACAAGUCAUAUUAAAAUCAGUCUCCUAAAUUGCAUUCUUCCUUUGGUUUUACAAUCAAUUAUUAACCUAAAUGAGGUCCUUAAAUGAGGCUUGAAGCCACAAUGUUCUGAUUGCCACUGAAUCAAGACAGAUAUCUAUUCGUAAAUACAUUUACAUUUUCUAUCCCAUUGUAUCUCAGACAUUAGUUUCCAUUCAGUUAUAAUGUGACUGCAUUAAAUUAGAUUUGGCUGAAAUUUCAAAAGGUAGGAGUGUCUCGUUCAUGCAUAUAGGUAAACAGUAAUUUGAAAUCUACUCGGUGUCCUUUCAGACCUCAUCUGUCUAGUUUCAAAUUUAUUUUAAUUAGAAGUGAGAAAUGUCUUCCUUCUCUGACAGAAAGUUAAGGGCUCAAAGCUGUAUCAACUUUUUAUGUUCUGCACCUCACACUUCUUUUUGACUAUUUCUUAAAAGCACAGCAAUUAGCAUUAAUUUUACUGUCACUUCUCUUGUCAAGCACAAAAUAUUAUUGUAUUUAAAUAUUCCAUAUGUAGAAAUAAUUCAUAUAUGGUCAAUGUUCAUUGUUCAGAUAAUGUCAAGAUUGUUACUCAGUAAAAUAUGAGAGUAUAUAUACUAAUUUAUAAAAAGAUUUUUUAUUUUCAAUAUUUAGGUAGAUUGUCUUUCCUCUUGUGGCAUAUAUCAGAAAUACACUUUUUAAAUCAGAAAUAUAGCUAAUCAAGAAGCCCAAUUUUAACUUCUAUUAUGAAAAUCCAUACUUCUACAAAAUAUUAGAUCUUAAUUAAAGGAAAUGGUUAAAAAUAAUCUCUUUGUGCAAUAAUAAAGUAUACAUUGUAUA
Molecule: messenger RNA, 12591 nt
Organism: Hemiscyllium ocellatum (epaulette shark)
Lineage: Eukaryota; Metazoa; Chordata; Chondrichthyes; Orectolobiformes; Hemiscylliidae
Gene: atp8b4
Product: ATPase phospholipid transporting 8B4
Exons: 29
Coding region: 535-4104 (1189 amino acids)
Biological process (GO): phospholipid translocation; Golgi organization
Cellular component (GO): plasma membrane
Molecular function (GO): ATPase-coupled intramembrane lipid carrier activity; ATP hydrolysis activity; magnesium ion binding
Source: RefSeq, a predicted model, not a curated record